This is a messenger RNA of Brienomyrus brachyistius, 1131 nucleotides long. It is a transcript of the gene rab23, whose product is annotated as RAB23, member RAS oncogene family. The record is from RefSeq and is a predicted model, not a curated record. Bases 354 to 1067 code for a protein of 237 amino acids. Gene Ontology annotation, molecular function: GTP binding; GTPase activity. The transcript has 7 exons. Lineage: Eukaryota; Metazoa; Chordata; Actinopteri; Osteoglossiformes; Mormyridae.
CUUCCUUACGCCCGUCUCUUUCUGCGCAAAGCGGGUUCGGCGGCACCGAUCCCAGAGCGGUCAGAGUGCGUCCUGCCAGCCGAGCAUAGCUCUGUGUGCGGGGGCCCGCGGCCGGUCCGGAGUCGGCGAUUGGGGCGCUUUCCGCGCGGAUCGGCGUCGCCGGAAAAACCUCGCAGCGUUUAUAGCAACCGAGCGCCGGGGGAGUGAAACGCACCGGGAAGAUGGGGGACGGUGGCGGCGGCGGCGGCGGAUAAGCGUGGAAUGCAGUGCUCUGCUUCCCCCUGAAACAAAUCCAAGAGGAAUCCAGCGAGAUCAAUCAGAAGUGCGAGGGAAGCCGCUCCACCUUCGCAGCCAUGUUGGAGGAAGACAUGGAGGUGGCCAUUAAGGUGGUCGUGGUGGGGAACGGGGCCGUCGGCAAGUCCAGCAUGAUCCAGAGAUACUGCAAGGGUAUCUUCACCAAGGACUACAAGAAGACUAUUGGGGUGGACUUUCUAGAGCGGCAGAUCCAGGUGAAUGACGAGGAUGUCAGGCUGAUGUUGUGGGACACCGCUGGACAGGAAGAGUUUGACGCCAUCACCAAGGCCUACUACAGAGGCGCCCAAGCCUGUGUGCUGGUCUUUUCCACCACGGACCGGGAAUCUUACGAAGCUAUCGGUAGCUGGAAAGAGAAGGUAGAAGCAGAGGUCGGAGACAUUCCUACUGUCCUGGUGCAGAACAAAAUCGACCUCCUGGAUGAAACAGUGAUAAAAAACGAGGAGGCAGAAGCCCUGGCCAAGAAGCUCAAGCUGAGGUUUUAUCGCUCUUCUGUGAAGGAGGAUCUCAACGUGAACGAAGUUUUCAAAUAUCUAGCGGAGAAAUACCUGCAGAAGCUGAAGCAGCAGUCGGCAGAGGAGCCCGAAGCUGUUCACACGGCCAGCAAUAAAAUUGGUGUUUUUAACACGGCCAGUGGCACCAACUCCAGUCAGAACUCCAGCAGCGCCAACGGGCGUGAGGUCAUCAGUCUGCGCCCCAACAAACAGAGGACCAAGAAGAGCAAAACCCCUUUUGGUAGCUGUGGUCUGUUGUGAGCAGACCCAGCGGGGUGUGCGAUGGCCCGAGGGGGGGCCUGCGGUGGCCUGGGGAGGGUGGGUG